AUGCGCCUUUCCAAAGCCCUGAUAGACAUGGAGAUGGCAGAUUACAGUGCAGCUUUAGAUCCUGCAUAUACAACUCUGGAGUUUGAGAACAUGCAAGUCUUGGCGAUGGGCAGUGACACUUCCCCAUCUGAAGUUACAAAUCUCAAUGCUUCUAACAACAUUGGAGCCAGUGUGUUAUGUGCCAUUUGUGGAGAUCGUGCUACAGGGAAGCAUUAUGGAGCAUCCAGUUGUGAUGGCUGCAAAGGGUUCUUCAGAAGAAGUGUCAGGAAGAACCAUAUGUAUUCUUGCAGGUUUAAUAGACAGUGUGUUGUAGACAAGGACAAAAGGAACCAGUGUCGAUAUUGUAGACUAAAGAAAUGUUUUCGAGCAGGAAUGAAGAAAGAAGCUGUACAAAAUGAACGUGAUCGAAUCAGUACUCGGCGAUCUAGCUAUGAAGACAGUAGCUUACCCUCCAUUAAUGUUUUACUGCAAGCAGAAGUCCUUUCACAACAGAUAUCAUCACCAAUGUCAGGGAUUAGCGGAGAUAUCAGAGGGAAAAAGAUUGCAAAUAUUGCAGAUGUGUGUGAGUCUAUGAAGCAGCAGUUAUUAGUGCUUGUGGAAUGGGCCAAAUAUAUCCCAGCCUUCUGUGAGCUUCCCCUGGAUGAUCAGGUGGCUUUGCUACGGGCCCACGCUGGGGAACAUCUCUUACUGGGGGCAGCCAAACGCUCUAUGGUGUUCAAAGACAUCCUUCUCCUAGGAAAUGACCACAUAAUCCCCCGAAACUGCCCAGAAUUGCUGGAAAUCAGCCGUGUAGCUGUGCGAAUUCUAGAUGAGCUGGUGUUAACGUUUCAAGAGCUGCAGAUUGAUGAUAAUGAAUAUGCUUGUCUGAAAGCCAUUAUCUUCUUUGAUCCAGAUGCUAAAGGCCUAAGUGACCCUAUCAAGAUCAAACGAAUGCGGUAUCAAGUCCAGGUCAGCCUGGAGGACUACAUCAAUGACCGGCAAUAUGAUUCACGAGGACGCUUUGGGGAGCUGUUACUUCUCCUGCCCACCCUCCAAAGCAUCACGUGGCAGAUGAUUGAGCAAAUCCAAUUUGUUAAACUUUUUGGCAUGGCCAAAAUUGACAACCUGUUGCAAGAGAUGCUGCUUGGAGGGUCAUCAAGUGACACACCUCAUGCUCAUCAUCAUCCUCUGCACCCCCACCUUAUCCAGGAGAAUUUGGGAACAAAUGUCAUUGUGGCCAACACAAUGCCUCCUCAGAUCCAUAAUGGACAGUUGUGUAAGUAUUCACACAUAAAAGAUCCAAAACUUUUUUCCCCCACAGCCACUCCUGAAACUCCCCAACCUUCCCCCCCAGCUGGCUCUGGAGCUGAACAAUACAAACUACUUCCGGGGGCCAUCGCAACUGUAGCCAAGCAGCCCAGUUCGAUCCCUCAGCCCACCAUCACAAAGCAGGAGGUCAUCUAG
Molecule: messenger RNA, 1443 nt
Organism: Ahaetulla prasina
Lineage: Eukaryota; Metazoa; Chordata; Lepidosauria; Squamata; Colubridae
Gene: HNF4A
Product: hepatocyte nuclear factor 4 alpha
Exons: 10
Coding region: 1-1443 (480 amino acids)
Biological process (GO): positive regulation of transcription by RNA polymerase II; cell differentiation; anatomical structure development
Molecular function (GO): RNA polymerase II cis-regulatory region sequence-specific DNA binding; zinc ion binding; nuclear receptor activity
Source: RefSeq, a predicted model, not a curated record